Molecule: messenger RNA, 491 nt
Organism: Heterobilharzia americana
Lineage: Eukaryota; Metazoa; Platyhelminthes; Trematoda; Strigeidida; Schistosomatidae
Source: the annotation of a GenBank genome assembly
UGGAGAUUGAGUUGGUGUAUUUACAAAAUAUUGAAAUUGUCUAAAAACAAUGGUUACAAGAGACAUUAAUGUCAGAUUAAACAUCGAAGAACGAGUCAAAGAACGCUUAUGCUUUAAGAAGCCCACGAUGGCUCAGAUGAAAAGACUGGCCAUUCCCGCAUAUCCUUUCGUUGAACCCCUAUCUAAGUUGCAAGAAUUUCAAGAAUAUAGUAAGACUGAAUCAGUUCACAAAAGAGCACGAGAAGGGCUUGCUGAUAAGGGAUCUGAUCUUUCAACUAAAGGUGAAAAAAUUCGUAGGCUUAUGCCUUUUGCGAAGGAGCAUCAAGCGAAACGUGUCAUGCCUCAGCUUACAGAAAGCCCUCUUUCAUCAGAACUUGACCUGCCAUUAAUAAUUCCUGACAGAGACAGUGAACUCGGGCGAAAUAGUAUACUGAGGUCCCAUCCGUUUGGACCACAUCCUGGAAUAUGUGCAGCCUCCGAGCUGCUGGAUG